Rhodamnia argentea is the source of this 1433-nucleotide messenger RNA. RefSeq names its product leucine carboxyl methyltransferase 1 homolog. The record is from RefSeq and is a predicted model, not a curated record. NCBI's taxonomy places the organism in Eukaryota, Viridiplantae, Streptophyta, Magnoliopsida, Myrtales, Myrtaceae. The transcript has 14 exons. Gene Ontology annotation, biological process: methylation. The coding region runs from base 88 to 1089 and encodes 333 amino acids. Gene Ontology annotation, molecular function: methyltransferase activity.
AGCACAAAAGACGAGGCUUCGCUGAGGACUACCGCACUCACCUGAGUACUACAGCACUCACCGAGUCCCAGGGCGGAGCGCGGGGAGAUGGCUGAUUCGCAGAGUAACAGAGCAGCAGUUCAGGCCACCAACGACGACGCUUCCGCCAGUAAACUGUCAUGUGUGAAAAAGGGAUACAUGCGGGAUGAUUAUAUUCGUUUAUUUGUUAGGAAGCCUGUGAGAAGGUCUCCCAUAAUAAAUCGAGGUUAUUUUGCUCGAUGGGCUGCGUUAAGAAAGCUUCUAGGCCAGUUUCUUAAUUGUGAAAGACAUACCGAAGAAAAAGGGAUUAACAAGCAGAUAUUAUCGCUCGGAGCUGGCUUUGACACAACGUACUUUCAAUUGCAGGAUGAGGGUAAAGCACCAUAUUUGUACGUGGAAUUGGAUUUCAAGGAGGUUACUUGUAAGAAGGCUGCCAUUAUUGAGACCUCUGGCCAGUUGAGGGAGAAAAUUGGGACGACAGCAUAUAUAUCACAAGAAAAGGGAGAAGUGAUCAGUGAACAUUACAAGCUCCUUCCAGUUGACUUGCGUGACAUACCAAAGUUGGACGACAUUAUAUCAUUAGCUAAUAUCGAUCCAAGCCUGCCAACCUUUAUAAUUGCAGAAUGCGUCUUGAUAUACUUGGAUCCAGAUUCAAGCCGGGCUAUUGUUCGAUGGACCUCAAAAACAUUUUCAACAGCAAUUUUCUUCUUAUAUGAGCAGAUCCAUCCAGAUGAUGCUUUUGGGCUGCAAAUGAUCAGAAAUUUAGAGAGUCGUGGCUGUGGUCUUCUGGGAAUACAUGCUACUCCAACGUUAUCAGCAAAAGAAAAUCUCUUUAUUGACCAGGGUUGGCAGAGGGCCACUGCAUGGGAUAUGCUCAGGGUGUAUAGCAGCUUUAUUGAAGCUCAAGAGAGGCGCAGGAUCGAGCGACUGGAAAUAUUUGAUGAAUUUGAAGAAUGGCACCUGAUGCAGGAGCACUAUUGUGUGGCUUAUGCAAUCAAUGACUUAAUGGGACUGUUCGGAGACUUUGGUUUUUCUAAAGAUAGAGACCAGCAGCCAUUGCAGUCACCAUGAAUUCAGAUGGUUCAUGGCUUGACCAGCCAAGGUGGUAACUUGUGCGCGAAAACGGCAUGCAGGUUCAAUGUGCCUGCAAGGCGCCCGCUGCUCACUUUCGCGAGGGAUAAAUAUUUUGACAAGGUUUUGUGAAUGUGGAUGCGUCUUCUCAGCUCAUUUCGUUUUGGUUUGACUUGAAAAGUAAAGACGACAGAUGCUUUUCUUCUCUCUCUGCCUCUGCUAGCUGUUUGGCAACAGCAAACGUGGGGGGUCCCAUAGACGUCCCAGAACUUUUUUUUGUCCCAAGUCCUAUGUGGGGUCUUUAGUAUAUUUUCGGAUCUAUUUUUGUGACGUUUCUUCACUUA